AAAAGUGCCCAUUAAUUAAUUAGGAUACAUCAAGAUUUUCCAAUUGGAUUACUUCAAGAUUUUUCAAUUAAAUUACAUGAAGCGCUGAAAAGUUUGUCACGCCGAAUCUUCAAGGAUUGCAAGGAGAUACUGAGUGAACUUGAAGAGCCAGUUGCCAGGAGAAUAUCGCUUCUACCGCGGUAACAAGUUUCCUAGCAGGUCACCCCAAUUAACGUUUUCCACUACAAGGUGGGCGCCUUCUUGGAGCCCGGCAGACGAGGGUCGAGGUGCAAGGAGUGAAGAGUAUGGAGUAUGAACCACCGAGCAAGGAGUAAGGAGUAAGGAGCAGAAGGAUAAACAAUGGAAUAAUUAAACUCCACAUGCGCCAAUUUAAAAGUGUCUGAAAAUUGAAGGUGAAGCCAAAUACGGCGGAGUAACUCCAAUCAUGACGAUGGACGUGAGUAAAUCGGAAACGAACAAAAACGGCUCGGCGCAGCAGGAGAUAUGCGCGGGAUGUCGCAAAACCAUAACAGAAAGGUUCCUCCUGAAAGCCUUGGACCUACUGUGGCAUGAAGACUGUCUGAAGUGCAGUUGCUGUGAUUGCCGAUUAGGCGAAGUAGGAUCAACAUUAUAUACAAGAGCCAAUCUGUUACUUUGCAAAAGGGAUUACCUGAGGAUAUUCGGCCACGAGGGUCAUUGUUCGGCUUGUUCCAAAUCAAUACCGCCCUUCGAGAUGGUAAUGAGAGCUCGGACAAACGUUUACCACUUGGAGUGCUUUGCGUGCCAGCAGUGUAAUCAUCGUUUCUGCGUCGGAGACAGGUUCUACCUUUGCGACAACAAAAUCCUCUGUGAGUACGACUACGAAGAGAGACUAGUUUUCGCGAAUAUGGCCCUACACCCCCCAGUAUCUCUCACCCAUUUAAAAAGACAACUUCCGCCGACGCCAACGCCGACGCCUCCGGGAGCUACGCAGAAUCUCCAUCCGGGUCACAAUCAGAUUCAUCAAGGACAUCCGCCACAGACACUCGGACAAUCUGUGCCACACAAUCACGUCAAUGGUCAAAUAUCAAGUACCCCAAUAAACGGAAUGUCAGGAGCACGUGGUCCAGGUGACAUGAAUAAUAACGGGUUAUCGGGUCCAGGAUUAGGGGCAGUCAAACCACCCCCGAUGUCAAUGCCGGCGCCGACCAGCUGAGACGAGGCUCCACCUAUGAAAAAGCUCCGGUGUCUUGAUAGUUAUUAACAAUAACAAUUUUAUUAAUUGAUAAAGUUAGAAAACAUUAUUAUUAACAUUGAUAUUAAUUGACCGACUAAUAACGAGUUAACCAAGUACGUCCAAGCUAAAAAUAAUUCACUAGCGAUUAUUUUUCGCGCCUGUGAUGAGACGGACUAAGUGACGGUGAUACGGCUAACAAAUAAUUAUAAAUGAUAAAUAAAAAAAUUAGUGUAUGAUAUUUAAGUACCGAAGCUUGUGUAAGAUAUUUUUUUGAUUGAGUGCACUCGCACAUGUAAAUACUGAAUAAACUAUUUAAAUAAGUUAAAUAAUUAAUAACUACUAUUGAUAAUGGUAGGCUAAGUAAGACGAAAAUCAUUCUAAUUUAAUAAUUAUUUAUGUUGGAAGAAUGGCAAUAGAUAAUGAGUAUACGAUUAUAAUUACGAUUAUAAGUACUCUGAUUUUUCCAAAUCUCUUACUGAAAAUAUCGUUCAUUUAUUUUUAUUAUCAUUAUGAGUUUUUAGUCUCGUACAGCAACAACCAAAGAUAUUACCUAUAAGUUUUAAGUGAACAAGCAUUGCUCUUUCAUUUUUGUUUUAAAUACUGAAAAAAAUUUAUUUUAUUCAAGAGAAAAAUUUUGAAACUAAAAAAUUAUUUUUUCA
This is a messenger RNA of Cotesia glomerata, 1854 nucleotides long. Its product is annotated as LIM domain only protein 3-like. The record is from RefSeq and is a predicted model, not a curated record. The transcript is spliced from 8 exons. Gene Ontology annotation, molecular function: transcription coactivator activity; DNA-binding transcription factor binding. The coding region runs from base 425 to 1174 and encodes 249 amino acids. Lineage: Eukaryota; Metazoa; Arthropoda; Insecta; Hymenoptera; Braconidae. Gene Ontology annotation, cellular component: nucleus. Gene Ontology annotation, biological process: positive regulation of transcription by RNA polymerase II.